CAUUCAUACCAUUAUCAACGACUUAAGAAGAAGAAAACCAACAACCCCUUUAUACAAACGGUGAAACAAUGUCAAGGUUGGGUUCUGACAAAAGAAAAGGGCUACCAGAAGAAAGUAUCCAAACUAUCGACUCUCCAAUCUAUUUGAACCAAAUAUCGUCUUUACCAAAAGAAGAUAAUGUACAUUGUUUAUCCUUAAAGCAAUUGAUUGGGAGCCCCCAAUUGAAGCAGACAUGGCAAUUCAACUUUUGUGUAGACUUAAAUUUCAUCCUUGAAAAUAUCCAUCCCAAGGUUUUUCGGACGGUUGAUAUACGAAUCACUCAUGGAUAUGACAGAAAGUCAGAUAGCUUGGCGAGACUGACUGCUCAAAAGGAGCAUUGUCCUCUUCAAGUCCACUUAUACAGCGUGUAUGUACCCAUGUGGGGAACUCAUCAUUCCAAAAUUAUGGUGAAUUUUUUUGAGGAUGAAUCAUGUCAAAUUGUGAUUCAUACAGCUAACAUGGUUGAGCCCGACUGGAUCGGAAUGUCCCAGGCUAUUUACAAGACACCGCUGUUGUUUCCCAAGUUAGGAGGAAUACAUCUAGAGCAUGGAACUACUAAUGGCGAAGAAGGAUCAUUAAGAAAAAAGGUGAAGCAGGAAGAACAAAAACAAGUAGAAGUUGUGGACGUCGAUGCCGAAACCGAAGACGAAAGCCCACUAGAAAGCGAAAUGACUCAAGUAGGGCAGCAGUUUCAAAAAGAUUUUCUGGAUUAUCUACGGAAUUAUAAUCAUACAAAGGAACUUAUUAAUAAACUAGAAAAAUAUGAUUUUUCAAAUGUCCGCGCUGUUUUUCUCGGGUCUGUACCCGGAAAGUUUAUGGGUGACAAGGAAUCGCAAUGGGGACUUGGAAGACUCAAGCAUGUACUUGGAGAGGUUGAAAAAAAGGAAAAAGAAAAAGGUGAAGAAUUUUUUGACACGGAUGUCUGUGUUUCACAAUGCAGCUCCAUGGGAUCGUUUGGCUCCAAGCAGGAAUACUUAGAGGAAUUAAUGGAAGCUUUUUGCUGCAAGAGGAAACAAUGGAAGUUUAUUUUUCCAACGGUGAAUCAAAUUCAACAGUCGAUGUUGGGAUGGCAGUCUGGAUCAUCCAUUCACUUUAACAUAUUAGGAAAGACAAGUAUGGAGCAAGUCGAGGAUCUGCGACAAAAACAUAAUUUGCACAAGUGGGGAUCAAUGAAAGCUGGAAGAGAACGAAUUGCACCGCACAUUAAAACGUACCUUCGUUUAAGUGAAUCGGGCGACAGGAUUCGAUGGGCACUAGUGACAAGUGCCAAUCUGAGCAAACCGGCAUGGGGGACGAUGGAAGGAAAGGGCGUAAAAUCCAAGACAGCUCGUGGUCUAAGGAUUAAAUCCUAUGAAGCAGGCGUACUAUUAUUUCCGCAACUAUUCGAGAGUGCCGGGACCAUGGAUUCGUCUUUUUGCAGUAUGGUACCGACUUACAAAACCAAUUCACCGACGUCGGUUGGUAUUACCCAACGUGAAAGGCAUAAUGGCUCGAAAUCUCAGCUACUAGUUGGAUUUCGGAUGAGCUGGGACUUUCCACCCAAAGAGUAUGUGCCCAAGGACGAAAUUUGGUCUCCUGUAGUUCCACGAAAGGAGAAGGAUUGGCUAGGAUAUACAUGGCCUCCUAAUUGGUAAUAAGCAAGUAUGCCCUAGAGAAGCUGUUUUAGUGAGGAGAAUUUGUUGGCAAACGAUGCCAAUUGAAGACGAGAGUAAUUCAUUACUAAUGAAUACUUUUUCUUUAGUUAAAACAAGCUACCUUAUCUGGUCAAUUGAAAAUUAUUACAACUACUUUUUUUAUUUUUUUUAUUUUUUUUUUUUCGUUAGCUUUGGUUUUGUCAUGUCUAUCAGCGUUCUUCAUAGGAGCUACACCAUCCCUAUAUUCUUGAGCUAAUACCUUUCCUAUCAGAAGGACGAACCUUUGCUUGCCUCUAGUAUACAUCUUGCCUUUCUUUGAUCAUCUCGACUUUUCAUUCUUUAUCCCUCUAAAAAUUCAUUUAUUUACUUGAAGGUGGAAUUCUCAUAGUCGAAUUUAGACUACUAUUAAGCGACUCGGCUCAACAAACUUGAAUGCCAAAACAGGUUUACGUAAAAAUGACCGCAACAUUUAAUCAAACCGUACGUAAAUAUGAAGGAACUUUACUUGACGCAAUUUAGUGCAGCAUCAAUUCGAUGAUUCCAAUUUCAUCGAUUGCUUAACUUCAGUGUAUACGUUGGCUGAGCAUAC
Schizosaccharomyces cryophilus OY26 is the source of this 2262-nucleotide messenger RNA. RefSeq names its product tyrosyl-DNA phosphodiesterase Tdp1. The coding region runs from base 69 to 1673 and encodes 534 amino acids. The transcript has a single exon. Gene Ontology annotation, biological process: double-strand break repair; single strand break repair. Gene Ontology annotation, cellular component: nucleus. Lineage: Eukaryota; Fungi; Ascomycota; Schizosaccharomycetes; Schizosaccharomycetales; Schizosaccharomycetaceae. The record is from RefSeq and is a predicted model, not a curated record. Gene Ontology annotation, molecular function: 3'-tyrosyl-DNA phosphodiesterase activity; single-stranded DNA binding; double-stranded DNA binding.